This is a messenger RNA of Symbiodinium natans, 6924 nucleotides long. The record is from the annotation of a GenBank genome assembly. NCBI's taxonomy places the organism in Eukaryota, Dinophyceae, Suessiales, Symbiodiniaceae.
AUGGACAUGUCUGUCGGGGCCUCGCCGGCCUUUGAUGAUCAUCAGGUUAUGGGCGCCCAAUCGGGUGUCCCUGCGCAGACUUCCGCUACGUUUUUGGAUGGAGAGAAUGCUGGGCCGGCCUAUGGCACCAUGAUGAAUGGUACGAGUGCAGCCAUGGGUGCGGAUGUGGCAACCGGAAUCGGAGCGCGCGGUGCGUGUGCAGUUAACGAAAACGCGAUAACCGGAUUGGAGGCCACAGAAGGACAGCGUGUCAUGGUGCAGCAUGGCGAUGUGGUUGCAGAAACUGGAGCCAUGAGAAACUUCGGGGAGAUGCAACAGAGCCAACAGGUGAGACAAAUGGAGUUUUCGCCACCAGAGGAGCUUCAGAGAAGCCCGCUUGGAGCUUCCCCUGCGAUGACAGCAGUGCGAGAAACUGUUUGGCUAUCAAGGCUGGGUGAGUUUCUACAUCGUCGAGUAUCGCAAGCUUCGGCCCUGAUGACCCCUGUGAUGCAAGCAACUACUCAGGGGCAAGCCGUUAGGCCAGCUCCCAGGACACCUCCAAUGCCGACGACAUGGGCAAAUGGUCAUGGGAAUGCUGGGCAAAGUGAGCAGCCGCUGUUCGGACAAGACGAGGUGCGAAUGAUGGAGCAAUGGACAGAUCGUGCACCGCUUUUGCAUCCUCGGUCGAGUGGGUAUGCAGGCCACUCGUCGUCGGAUAGUGGUUCGAUUCCUCAGGAACUGGUUCAAGCUGAAGUUCAGAGGCAAAUCCAAAGGGCCUUGGAAGCUCGUGAUGUGGAAUUGCAGGAGCUGAAGAAAGAGAACCUUCGUUUGCAAAGGGCUGCUGAAGCACGGGCUUUGGAGGUCCCUCUGCAGUACGAGUACAUGAGACUGAACCACACCGUCCUGAGGUACCACCUAGUCAGCUUCCCGAACAACAGAGUCGUGCAAGGUCCGUCGACAGCGCCAAGGGCAGAACAUCGUGAUGCUGGCUCAACUGGUGAAGGCCGGGCAGGGCAACCAACAUCAUCAACAGCGGAUCCACUGAGUGUCCUCGUCCAAGGAAUGGCGCAGCUGCAGCAAGCUAUGGCACUUCAGCUGUCUCCAGACAAGUCCAAGCCUGAGGCGGUGAAGCCUGGGGUCACGGGAUCAGAGCUAGCGAAACUUCCGGAAAUGGGUGAAACCGCAGCGCUGGAUGUUGGAGAUUGGCUACAUGCUCUGGGCGGACCGAUGGGAGAUUUGAGCGACACUUCAAGCCAAUGGUGGCAGGAGGUGAUGGCGACAUUGGAAAGAUACUAUGGGGGCUUUUUGGCUGCAAGUGCAGUGCAGAAGGUCAGCAUGAAGGUCCUGGACUAUGCCUCAGCAGAUCUUCUAUCGGCUCGCUGGACUCGCUUGGACAAAAGAGCAUGUGGGAUGGUUUUGCAGGCCAUUCCGGAGUCGGUGAAGAAAGAAGUGCUUGCAAAUCGCCUGACAACCACCCUGGAGGUCCUGGCCAGGAUUGUCACCUUGUACCGACCAGGAUCGGCCACCGAGAGACAGCAGAUCCUGAAGGCUUUGUCUAAACCUGGGGCGGCAACAACACCACUCGAAGUGGUGGACUCCCUGAGGCGGUGGGCGAGGUGGUUGAAGAGGUCCAGAGAUUUGGGGCUGCAAGCGCCGGACGCAAGCAUCUUGUUGAAAGGCCUGGACCAAGCGGUGAAAAGGGUCAACGAGUCGCAGCCUGAGGUGAGUUUCAGAUUGAAUUUGGUUCGCUACACCUUGGACCUGGACGCAAGCCCGACAUUGGAUGCGGUGGAAAAGUACCACUCAAACUUGUUGGGCGAGUAUGAGCAGCUGGCAUAUCGUGGGCGGAACAAACAGCCUCCUGUCCUGAAGGGUAUCUCCUCUGAGGGUUCGCCGAAGAGUGGAACAGAUGGAGGAGAAUCGCCAAAGAAGGAAGGGAAGAUCCCAUGCAAGUUCUUCUCCAGUGAGUUCGGGUGCAAGAAGGGCAAGGCGUGUUCCUUUCAGCACGAGUUCGUGGAUAAGAAGGACAGAACUUCUCGGUGCUGGACCUGUGGAGCUAAGCAGCAUCGAGGAAAGGAUUGCCCGAGGCAAGAAGGACGAGCGCCCGCUGCGAAGCCCAAGGGCCAGCCAACGAAGCCCACCGAAAACAAUGCCACCUCGAGCACAGCUACUCCGAGCAUGGCUACGUUGACUACUGCAAGGGCUGGGGUCCCGUCUGAGCCUGCAGCAUCUUCGACAGGCCAAGGGGGGUCGGACACACCUUCAGUGGUACUGGGUGAACCAGUGGGGCCAGAUGGCAUCAAGGAACUUAUGGAACAGGCGCAAGCCAUGCUGAAGGAGAUGAGACAGCUGAAGAUGAUGGUCAAGCCUAUGAGUCCACCAGCGUUCACGGUAGAAGGUCUUCGUGAGUUGAGUGACGGUCUACCAGGGCGAGCAGGCCUGCUGGACAGUGGGGCAUCACAUCCUUUUCGGGCUGCGACUGACGAGGAACUCUCGGGUGCUGAAACCGUGUCUGUUCAGCUUGCAGAUGGGGGCAUGGUCACUUUGAAGCAAGCAAGGAACGGCACGCUCUUUCCAACCAAGACAACAUCAACAACAAUGCCGUCACCAAUCGUGCCACUGGGAGCUCUGGUGGAAGUGCUUGGCUGCAGGGUGUCGUGGACCAAGAAGCAUGGAAUGGUGGUCACUCAUCCUGAGUGGGGUCCUAUCAAAACCAGCGUGGUUGGAUCAUGUCCAACAGUGUCUGAGGCCCAGGCUUUAACCCUCAUCAAGCAGCUCGAGGACAAGAAGCUUGAGGACCUGAAGCGGCACACCUCCGAGGGCAAGAAGUCUUUGAAGGGUAUGGAAAAUGGCAACAACUUCAAGAAGUACCUCAAGGACUACGUAAGUCAGGGACAACGCACCUCUCUGCUGGCGGCCAUCAAUUCCGACGACUCCAUCUACAAGGGGGUGCCUGAAACCAUCAAGUCCUCAUUGGCGGAAGAAAUCAACAUCAGCGACAAGGCUGGCUGGAACUACCUCGCAGCGCUUCCCGUGAACCGGAAAACGCGGAAGAGAAUGAUGACAGCGAGGUGGGUGGUGAGGAUUUGCAACAAGGGCAUCAAGGGCACGCCUGUGGAGUAUAAGUUGCUCGAAGGUCCGGACGUCGUGGUCAUCAAUUUGGACUCGGAGUUGAGCAAGUCUCUGAACCUGAAGAGGGUGGCAGGUGUGUAUCGCGCACUUCUUUGGGGAGCUGCCACCAACCGAAUCGAAGGCAUCAUCGGUGGUCCAUCCAAAUGGAGCAACUACAGGGAUGAGUUAAUGCUGAAGCAAAUGAUGGUGUGGGAGGUGGCCAAGGAAGCUGCGACGAGAGUGUAUGCACCAGCGCCAUAUUUCGAAGCAAGGCUUUCCGAGGGAGGUGAAGAGCUCUUGGGAACUGAAGGUGUGUGGGAUGAUUUCGCUGCAAGCAACAUGAUGGAAAGGAUUGCUGGACAAAUUCAGGGCGCAGCAACCAAGGGAUUAACAUCUCUUCCUCUCGAAGAAGUGUGUGCCAAUGACGGCGACCUCGUGAAUGCGGUGCUGGAAUGGAGAAAGCAACCACCAACCUGUAGACUCAGGGCAAUGCGUGGACCUCGGCGAUUUGCGGACAUGUCUGACAAGCAGCUUGAGUACUGGAAGGAGCACGUCAGGAGUGGACACAUGAGGUACGAUCGCAGGUGCCAAACAUGUGUAAUGGCGUCAGCAACUGGAAGACAGCAUAAAAGGGUCGAGACACCUAGCGCCUAUGUGAUCAGCUAUGAUGUCAUCGGACCGCUGAAGGAGUGUGGUGAAGACAUCGACUACAACGACUACCGCUACGCCCUAGUAGCUGCUUACACAUACCCAAAGGACCUGGUCAAGCUCAAGGAGGAAAGUUCAGAAGAACAGAAGGAUGAUGAGCUUUUUCCCCCUGAGAUUGAGGAGGAAGAGGAGGAGCCAGAAGGGGGGCUUCGUGGUCUCUUCGAGGAGGACCUUGAACAAGAGCCAGAUCUCGAGGGUGAGGAUGAAGACGAAGCCCGUCGGUCUGCGAACACUGUGAGUGAUGAGGAGUAUGCCAAGCUCUUUGUGGAGGUGGGACAUGGCCUGGAGUAUGAGACCAGGUAUUAUGUGAGACCUAUGAGGACUAGGAUGGCAAGAGAAGUGCAUCCCCUCGUGAAGGAAAUCUACCUGGAGGUGAGGGCCGAAGGAUUUCCAGUUGCUCGAGCCCACGCUGACAGGGCACGGGAGCUAAGGCAUCAAGAACUCAAGCAAUGGUUCGCGGACAGGGACGUGCUGAUGUCGUUUACGGAAGGCCAAGCACCACAGGCCAACGGGCGGGCGGAAGCGGCGGUCAAAAAGUUGAAGGGCUGGGCACAAAGACUGCUUUACUCAGCCAAGCUGCCGGCAUCGUGCUGGUACCUCGCCAUGAACUACUCGGCUUGGGUGCAUCGACUUCGUCUUGAUGGGCGAGAACAUGAAGCCUUACCGUUUGGAGCCGAGGUCAUGGUGAAGAAGAAGCGAUACACUAAGGAGCCUUGGAGAUUUGAUCCAAAAUGGGGCCCUGGAGUCUAUGUGGGACCAGCAACCGAUGUGCAUGGUGGAAGCUUGGUCAGAUUCGCUGGCGGAUACUUUGUGGUGAGCACUCACCUGCGGGAAGGUUUGCUGCAGCCUGAAGAGUUUGUGGACAAGGCAGUAUUUGAGGUGGAGAACCCAGCGCCUGAGCGAAGGGUCAAAGGAAAAACCAAACAAGCAGAAUGCAGGAUUGUGCUGUGUGGAAACCACGUGUCGGCGGAUCAGACCACCAUGGACGUCUAUGCUGGGGGAACGUCGGCCGAGGCGGUGCGCAUCGCUCUGUCGGUGGCGGGGUCACGGAAGUGGGCGGCUGCGAUCAGCGACAUCACAUCAGCUUUCUUGUUGGCAGAGUGGCCAAAGGACCUCCCAAAGUACGGCAUCAAGGCGCCAAAGGUGGUCCAGAAUGCAGGGUUUCAUGAAGAAUGUGAUGGAAAAACGUGGAUAGUGGAUAGACCGCUAUAUGGACUACGUGAAAGCCCAGCACUAUGGAGCGACUAUCGCAACAAGAGGUUCAGAGCUGCUCGCAUACGGUUCAAGGACCAGCACUUGAGGUUGGAGCAAUUGGUUUCGGAGCCGGACGUUUGGCGAGUACUGGAUGAACAAAACCGACUGGUUGGGUUGGCAGUCACGUAUGUUGAUGAUUUCCUGUACCUGGGCGAGCCGGAUGUGAUCAAGGCGGUGGACUCAUGGGUGCGUGAAGAAUGGCCCGCAUCACCGCUGGAAUGGGUCAAUGGAGACGAGCCGAGUAGGUACCUUGGAAUGGAGCUUUGGCUGCGUGACGGCAAGUACAUGAUUGGGCAAGGAGGGUACAUUCGAGACCUACUACGAAGCCACGAAAUGACAGAUGUUCGAGCCAUGUACACGCAUGUUCCUCGUGAAUGGCUAGACGGUGACUAUGACGUCCAGGAGGAGUACAGUGAGGAGGAGUUGCGAUGUUCGCAACGCCAAGUCGGCGAAUUGUUGUGGCUGACCAGUCGGUCACGACCAGACAUCCAAUAUGUCGUUGGAUGGAUGUCCUCCUCUGUAACCCGUCGACCGCGGCGUGUUUCGCAGGUGGCUACAAGACUUCUGGCUUACGUUGCUGGCACAGCAGAAAUGAAGCUGGUGGUUGGGCAACCUCGAAGUGGGCAAACGCCUGUGUCGAUUGGACAUCUGGAGAGGUACAGCAUGCCAGGAGCCAAGAAGUUGGAUGGGGAAGUUGAGGGAGCCCUUCGACUACAAGUCUUUUCGGAUGCUAGCUUUGCUCCCCAUGGAGAGCGAAGCUAUGGUGCCUCGGUGUUCACAGUGAACGACUGCGUGGUCACGUGGAAGGCAGGAAAGCAAUCGUUUGCUACAGUGAGCGUGGCGGAAGCAGAGCUUUUUGCUGGCUCAGAGGCUGUGGUCUUGGCCGAAAGUGCUGGAAGCGUCAUCGAUGAGAUCCUGGCUGUGGCAACCCAACGUCAUCUACACGUUGACAACGCAGCAGCAGAAGGACUACUGGGAGCUGGACCAGGAAGCUGGCGGACCCGUCAUCUCAAGGUGAGAUGUGCAGGAGUCAGAGACAUGGUGGUGGCUGGAGCUUUAACAGUUGGUCACACCCCUGGACAUUCGCAGUUGGCAGACCUUGGGACAAAGGUACAUGGACAAGACAGAUUGCGACAGCUGCUCCUGCUGUGGAAUUUCGUCGAUAUCCCAGAGUCUGGUGGCACAAGACAGAGGCAAGCGUGCAUGAUGAAACUGCUGUGCUUGUUGCUGGUGAUCCAGAUUGGGGAAACAACGGCCAUGGAAGAUGAGGGCGAUGAUGCGGUCGCCUACUAUGGUUUGCAACCGGAGCUGACGUUUGUGGGUUUGCUUUUGGUGGUCGCUGCAGUGGCUGUUUGGGAAGGGUUGAAGUGGAUUGCAGGCUUCGUGUUUGAAGACAGGCUGGAGCAAAGGCAGUCAAGACGUUUGCAGCGACUACAAGAUCGAGCACGCAGGGCAGCAGAGCAAGCGGUCGAGGAGGGCCUGAGUGAAAGGUCCAACCAAGGCGACAAGCAACCUCCGCCUGUACCACGUCAACAACCGGAAGGUGCAAGGAGUCGGCGUUGGGAGGAUCGAGGAGUGCAGACGGAUCCUCUGGAGUCCGAUUUCAGGGGGUUCGUCGGGCCUUUCUUCAUGACACAGCACCGUGAGACGGUGCAUACGCAUGAGUUCUGCGAGGGGCUAAGAAAUCGCAGUCUGAACAGAGGUCUUUGCCGAGCACGGUACUGCAAUUUCUGCAUAACUGACAGGACGCUGUUCAUGCAUGGGUCCCAGCACCCCGACUACCAACCGCCUCCUACGCCAAGUGCAUCGUCUACAAGAUCCACUCCGAUUGAAGUUCAGGCGAGGCGACUGGGACUUUCGAGGAGUGGAUGA